CCCCCGCAGUGGAGCCGUACGACCGAUCGAAGAUGAAGAUGAGGCCACCAAUUUCGGAUAUCAAGCGCAAGAAGACGGGACCACGACCUUGUUUGAUGAAGACGGGGACGAAGAUCCAUUUGCGAUCGAAUUAGACACGAUCUCGACCAGCGGGGAAAGGCUCUACUUGCACAACGUGCUGUAUCUGGGCUUCAAGAUCCGAGAGCGGUGGCACCGCGAUGCCGCAGAGCUGGACUACUCCCUUGUGAAAGAGACUUCUAGUAGUAGACGAAAGGGCAUGGGCACAACAGCGACGAGAUCAUCAUUAUCAAAUCCUGGUGACGGAACUUCUUCUGAAACAUCAGACCAAGAGCAGGAAUUGCUAGGGCUAGACGAAAGUACAUCACCUUCAUCAAGCGAUACAUCAAAGAGGUACUACUACCAGGUAAGCGACUUUGAUGUGGAGGAAGAUACCGAAUCGCAGGAGCUGCUAGGGGGCCGCAACGUGGAGCAGGAGCGCGCGGCGUGGCUGAAGACGGCCAGGCGACUGCAGGCCGACGCCGACCUAGCGCAAAAGGAGGCCGGAUCCCUACUGAAGCUUUUUGCGGCGCAGGCUGGAGCCUCCUCCCGUGGCGGC
Molecule: messenger RNA, 616 nt
Organism: Amoebophrya sp. A120
Lineage: Eukaryota; Dinophyceae; Syndiniales; Amoebophryaceae
Source: the annotation of a GenBank genome assembly